GCUUCAUAUUACAGUACAUAAACCAUUCUUUAGUGUUAUACCUCUGUAUGCAAGUAUAGCAUCCUGUGCUUGUUUAUCAUCAACUGUUGUUCUCAUUGAAUUUUAAUGUUCAUUUGCGGCAUUAAUGUCAAACGCAUGAGCAUUAAUGUUUCUGUGUGUUUGUGUUUGUGCAUUUGGCUGUGGUGACAAGCAGGCAUCUGUUAUAUAACCUGUAAAGACAGCUCAUUGAGAGGCCCGACAUGCCAACAUGGCAAUAAGAGAAGUUUUAAUUUAUCAAGAGCCUGGACAGGUUGAUGAGGGUUCCCCCUUAGGUAUCAAAAAGCAGGAUAUAGUUAGCUAUCCAAGAACAGUUAUGAAACUCUCCAACCACAUUAUGAAAUCCUCUUUUAGCUAAAUCUACUAUGAGCCAAUGAUAGUAGAGUGUGAACUGUACAAAGACAAAAAUUGAAAUGUAUGUUCUGUCAGUAAUUUUUUAGCGAGAAGCUGAGGUUCUUCUCGAGCAAAUAAUAUUGUGCAAAUUUACGUUCAAUACGAUAUCGUUCAAUGUUGCUAUAGUUACUACCUUCGUCAGCGUCCAUUUAGCGCGCUCUAACAGCUUUGGAACGUUUUUGGCAACUGAAAUGUUGUUUACAACGUUUUAUAUUUCAUCUGGCUUCAGACUUUAUGGAAUAUAUGGUAUCAGACAUUAUGUUAAAGAGAGAGAGGAACCAAUGAGGCGCUGUCCAAUCAAGCCAAGAGUCGUAUCUGUCAAAUAACGGGCGUAGUAGCGUCACAGCUUUUGGGAGGGACCACGUGUCCUGCAAAAAAUAGCCGGUCACGGUUCCCCUCAUGAGGCAGCGCUCAACCAGAACUGACCGGUAAGAUAGCAGACUACCGACGGACUCACAAGUAACAGCUGGCAACCGGGACUGUCCUUCUCGUCGACAACAUGGUGAAAAAGGCUAAAAGUCCCGUCACUUACGCAAAAAUGAAAGGGAUCGUUUCAUAUUUUACAGCUUUAAUUAAGGACAAGAAGCUUCGAUCCAGCCACCCUAUCUAUCGACAGAUGGAUUUCUUGCGACCUGAAGGUAGUCUUUCUGAGGAGGAAGGAGCCGCAGCUGUUUGUUACAGUAAUCCACAAACGGAGGAGUCACAGUCUGGGGUAUCAGCGGCUGAUUUUGACUACUUGAAGGUGAUCGGGACAGGAAGCUUUGGCAAGGUGUUCUUGGCCACACACAGGGAAAAUGGCAAAUAUUAUGCCGUCAAAGUUCUACAGAAACAUAUAAUCUUGACAAGGAAGGAGGAAAGAAAUGUCAUGUGUGAGCACAGAGUGUUGUUGAAGACUCUCAAUCAUCCAUUCCUGGUGAAGCUCCACUUCAGUUUUCAGACUAAGGACAGACUCUAUCUAGUGCUGGACUAUGCAUGUGGAGGAGAGCUCUUUUACCAUUUGCAGAGAGAGGGGGUGUUUGCAGAACCCAGAGCCAGAUUUUAUGCUGCUGAGAUGGCCUGUGCUUUAGGAUACUUACACUCCCUGAAGAUUGUCUAUAGGGACCUGAAACCAGAAAACAUUCUGCUGGACUCUGCAGGUCAUGUGGUUCUGACUGACUUCGGCUUGUGUAAGGAAAGAAUGAGCGGACGUGACACCACCAGAACCUUUUGUGGAACGCCGGAGUACUUAGCACCUGAAGUUCUCCUGCAGAAGGAGUACGACAGGACUGUGGACUGGUGGGGUUUGGGAGCUGUUCUUCAUGAAAUGCUCUAUGGCCUGCCACCUUUCUACAACGCAGAUCGGCUUGAGAUGCUCAGAAAUAUUAUUUAUCAGCCAUUGGCAUUAAAAGCCGGAGCGUCUAGUGCCGCCAGAGAUCUGCUGAAGAGACUGCUAAACAGGGACAGGGCCAAGAGACUAGGAGCAAAACGUGACCUGGCCGAGUUGCAGUCUCAUCCAUUCUUCUCGUCUAUUCAUUGGGAUGAACUUGUUGCAAAGAAAAUUCCUCCUCCUUACGUUCCCUUAAUGUCUGGCCCUGGUGACCUCACAAACAUUGACCCUCGGUUUACAGAACUUCCUGUUCCACAGUCGCUAGGAGCGUGUGAAGAGUACGGAGCAACCUUUCCUGGCUUCACCUACACCAAUGAAAACAUUCUCUCACUGACUCGUGGACAUUAAGACUGACCAAUAGACAUUUUGUCUGAACAUGUUUCUAACUUAAGCAAACACCAUAGCACAGUUCAUUUUUUAUGUUAGCUGGACCAAUGCUUUUGCACAUGACUACAAAGUUUCUAUCAAAGUGACUGUGUUUUUUAACAUUCAUAUGUUAUUUAAUUCCUUUUUUAGACCUAUUUGAUAAAAAAUAAUAUUUAUACUGAAAUACAAUGGUUAGUUGUGUUCUGACAAUGCUGUGAUGAGAUGAAGUGAGACUACAGGUUGCAUCAGAUGUUGGAUUGUAGAAGUUGUGAGAUGGAAUAAACAUUAAAUCUUAA
Messenger RNA from Labeo rohita (rohu), 2457 nucleotides. RefSeq names its product serum/glucocorticoid regulated kinase 2b (gene sgk2b). Gene Ontology annotation, molecular function: protein serine/threonine kinase activity; ATP binding. Gene Ontology annotation, biological process: protein phosphorylation. NCBI's taxonomy places the organism in Eukaryota, Metazoa, Chordata, Actinopteri, Cypriniformes, Cyprinidae. Bases 929 to 2143 code for a protein of 404 amino acids. The transcript has 12 exons. The record is from RefSeq and is a predicted model, not a curated record.